GUGGGUCCCGCCAAUUAGCUAUGCUAGAUUUUUCAAUAUGUUUAACGUCACAUUAACAGCAUAUGUUUAAGGUAGAAUUGAUAAAAAUAAAAGUCUGGGACUCGAUUGUUACUGAUACAAUACUUAGGGGCUGAAUUGAGAUUUCCCGUGUAAAUAAUGUCGAAUCACAACUCGAAGUUUCAGCACCGUCGAUGUCCGGGACCCACAAUCGAACGGUUCCCUUCCAUUAAGCGCCUGGCUAGUAGACUAGAGUUCAUUUAUUUAUUACUAUAUAUCCUCUAACGGUCACCAGCAAAAAACAAAUAGCUCCGCCAACGUUCACACACUCUCUGGCUCUCUGCAGUAACGGUUACAUUUCUUACACCCUCUCUCACAUCUGUCUCACAGUUUUCGGGUCUUUAUUUCUCUCUCUACAAACCCUUCUCUCUUCAUCUGAAAUAGUUUUGCUCCAUUUCUGGGUCUUACCUUUUUCUCUGCAAUGGAACCAGCAAAAAUAGAUUGGAAGAGAAUAGACUCUGUCUUUGUAGAAGAUAGAUUGUAUGAGAACUUAAAUGCACCCAAAUGGUUUGAUUUCUUUGCUCCUGAAGACUCCACAGAUGAUGAAGCCUGGUUUUGCAGACCUGAUUGUAACCAUCCAAAGACAGCUGAUGAUUUCUUUAAAACCACACCAACUUCUAAGCUUUCAAGCUCAGGUGAUAGAGCUAGAAGUAGAACCCCUCUCGACGACAAGAAUCUAAGAGAUGCAAAGUUGAAGAGAAGGGGGCAAAGUCAGUCUUCAUUUACAUCAUGUGAUUAUAAAGCCAAAUUCAAUGAAGAUAGCGAAAAUCGGAAUCCAAAUUUAUCAACACCAUCAAAUUACCAGAAGUCUAUGAAACAAAUGAUCAAAUCAAGCAGUGAAAAGAACAGACCUAUUGAUGAUGUCCCACAAACCAGGGAAGAACCAAGGCUAAAAAGCACGUUAUCGGCAAGGAAUUUGUUUGCAGGGAAAGAUAUAUUAGGCCAUAUUACUGAGUUUUGCAAUGAAUUGAAGAAGUUGGCAACGAGAGCGAGGGAAAAGGAGAGUUUAAAUGAGAAGGGGAGUCAAGUGGGGGAGAAAAAAGAUGGGGUAGUUGUGAAUGAGGGUUCUAGAGAGGUUUUGGGAGAGUUGAAUGUGAAGGAGAAAGAGAGAAAACCAUUGCUUAACAAUGAUAGAGAGAAACCCGAAGGAAAUGAAAAGGGAAGUGCCAAGCAAGGCAGGAAGAAAAGAGUUGAUGAUACAGAGAACAUCCCAGUGCCUCUGAAUUUGGCAAAUGUGAAGAACAAAGGAGAGGAGCGCCUGCUGCAAAUUCGGACCAAUCCUCCUUCACCUCAAUGCUUUUCUGCCAACCGUGCACCCGCCAAAACUACCCCUUCGAAGGCUUCCAGGUCCAGGCUUACGGAAAGGGGAAUCCUUAAGGAACUGAAGAAGGAUAAGGAAACCACCGAGGACAGAAGUCCUUUCAUUUCUGAUGGAAAAGAAUCGAGAGCUUUGGAUGUUUUCUGGUUCCUGAAGCCCUGCACGACGCUCUCCAGCUGAAAUGUGGAAAACCCCCCCUACCCGGACCCCGGUUUUCCAAAAUUCAUUCUUUAAAAGAUUUUUUUAGUCCAGUUGAAACUGGUCAUUGCAUCUUGUUUCUUCUGGUAUUCGUACAUCCACACCUCCCAUUUUUUAAUUAUUGCUCUUUAAUUGAUUACCUGAUUCAUUUGAUGUCAAUAAGAGAAACUGUAAGGAAGCAAAUCCAAACUCAUUAUAGAAAAUAAAAUUUGUAUUUUUGAACUCGAAAGGUUGAGUGAUGCAAAUACACAACUGGCUCCAUUAUUUGGGGUUGUUGCUCUC
Populus trichocarpa (black cottonwood) is the source of this 1855-nucleotide messenger RNA. RefSeq lists its product as uncharacterized. The transcript has 6 exons. The coding region runs from base 479 to 1555 and encodes 358 amino acids. Lineage: Eukaryota; Viridiplantae; Streptophyta; Magnoliopsida; Malpighiales; Salicaceae. The record is from RefSeq and is a predicted model, not a curated record.